Geodia barretti is the source of this 3675-nucleotide messenger RNA. The record is from the annotation of a GenBank genome assembly. Lineage: Eukaryota; Metazoa; Porifera; Demospongiae; Tetractinellida; Geodiidae.
UUGGCCUGUGAGGACCCCAACCAACGAGGCUGGGGGAGAGAGGGAAGGAGAGGUGGAGUUUUGUUGUGUGGGAGGGUUGCCGGGGCAACGGUGAAGGGGGUGGGGCCUGGCCGAAUUGUGGUGUGUGAAGAUGAAAGAAUGGAGGAGGAGUUUCACUCCAUUGCCUCGCAACUAUGUCCAUCUGCAGACUUCUCUCUCAUCCGUCACCAGCUCCUCCUCAACGACUACGUCUCCGCCCUGUCUGGCCAUGCCCACUCGGGAAGCUCCGCCCACCCAGACACUCAGACUAUAGUCAGAGGUCUGACUGAGGAACCUCUCUCCAGUAGCAGAGGUCGUGGCUCCAUGCUCCUCAUCAGGUCACAUGACAGUCACAUGGGUCAACAGUUCUUCUCCAAGCUCAAGGCCACUCGCGAUGCCCUCGGACUCCAGUUCCGCUUCGAGAUGGUCCUGGACUCCGGCAGAGAAGGUUUAACCCUCUCCCCACACUUCCACCGCCGCGUGCGCAAGACCACGGGGAAGACGGAUUCCAGUAUCUAUGGCACGUGGGUAGAUCUGAGACUACUGUACCCGUCUGACAUCACGCGCUCCGUGUACGAGUCAGAACUGGCCUGGGCUAAUGGCUACCUGCCCCCCUCCCCCUCUCUCUCCUCCUCCUCCUCCCACCUCAGACAGCCCCACACACUCAGAACCACUUCAGACAAGGACACAAGUAGUCAUCAUUCUGAUGAACAGGAAGUGAUGUCAGAAUCACAUGACCCAGAGACACUGGGGGCGGGGUCAGACGAGGAAGAGGAAGAGGAGGUGAUUGACGUCAGUGACCUGCCGUCCCAGACUCCGCCCACUGCUACCAUGACAACCACGGUGUGUGCCAUUCUCCCAAACCACCACCAGAACAGAACAGAGACCGUCACUUCUCCUCACCUCUCCCUUCCUCAUGUCGACCUAUUUGCUGAUCUAUCAGACUCUGAAAGUGACUCAGAGGACGAAGGGGAACCCCCUGCAAUCACCAGGACCUGCUUGUUGCCACGGCCUUUCUUCCAUAUUUGGACAUCUCGAAACAUACAACAGGCACUUCUGUUGCCACCGGCAACAGGGGUGGAAUGGGCGUCGCCCAGCUCAAAGCAUUCUCGCAGCAGUGGUUCCCAUGGCAACACGGCCAGUAACGGAGGAAGCUCCGCCCCCUCAGGGCACACAGAGAAAGCACGACGACCUCCACUUUUUGAUCCAGACCCCGCCCACCAAACCAGUUACUACAGGAAAUGGAGUAAACCCUGUAAUUCCGUUGCUAAGAAAGCCCUGGACAUGUUGCUACGAGCUACCAUCUCGGGAACUAAACAUCGGUUCCUGCUGACUGGCCCCUCACAGGUGGGUAAGACGGGGGCGUGGCAGUUGUUGGUGAGGUUACUCCAUGACCACCUGCGGUCCUCUCACUCUGUUUCCGUGGAGAUUCCUCCACCCCAACACUCCAUUUUACUCCAGGAAAACUCAUCAGCACCGUCUGGUGGGGCGCAGAGCAGGGUCGUUGCUCCCGGCUACCUAAAGCAGCUGUACCGGGAGUUGCUAGGCAACGACAAGAAGCCCUUCACCAACGCCCCACCCUCUCCCGUCACCUCCAGCACCACCGUUCACACACAAGCCACACCCCCUACGCCAAGCACAACUAUCAUCAGUCUAUCUCCAUACGCGGCACAAGAUAGCAGUCACUCUUGCGCAACUUGCUCGGAGCAUUCUAAAACUUACUCCACUCUCUACAUGCUCUCCCAGCGCCUACCCACGUCAUGUGGCACCGACGUGAUGCUCAGGUGGUAUGUGCCGUCGUCUCUGACAAAGUAUUGCAUAAUGGACAAAGAGCAUCAAGUUCUGGAGCGGCUGUCCCUGCCGACUACACCGGACAGACCGGAUGGAAACUGGUUUGACGAGGUACCGAUUUUCUCUCCCUCAGUUGGACGAGCGUCGUCGGCUCUCUUGAAUUUUAAUCACACUGGGGUCAAAGGUCUCCACGUGGUUGUCACGACGGCGAGUAAGAUGACGUCAUACAUGGGGGCGUGGCAGGAUCGUGUGAUAAUGGCUCUCCCCGACAACCAGACUGUCUGCAAAGGUCGGUCAGUAAUGGCGGCAUUUUACAUACUUCAGUUUUCACCUGAGUCCAAGCAAGUCCCUCGUAGGAAAUUUCUUUUGCGGUUGGCCUUAGAAGCACCUUUCUGCACUAGUUGUAUAUACAGUGCACAGAGCACAGGGCUAGUUUUCAAACACCCUAUCAGUUUACUUCCCCCACUGCCAGGUAUGAUGUACUGUCGACUGAAGGAGUUUCUUCAUCACAACUACAUCAUGAACUGCGAGGCCACGCCCCCUGACACGCCCACUCCGCUCCCUUGGGUCCUCAUAAUGAGCGACAGCUGUGUCAUGUGGAAGAGAGAGGAAAGAGAAGAUCAUUGGAGGUAUAUCGACCUGUGCUAAUAUACAGUGGAACCCCCUCUCUGAAAUGAGGACACCUCUCUAAUAGUGACAGAUUCUUCUGACCCAUUAGUGUCAAGAUUACGGGGUUUUUACAUGUACUUGCUUUACGUCUCUCUGUUAACCCUUUCCUCCCUCUCUUGUAGAUCAUGUGACCUCUCCUUGACUCACGUGCUUCAGUCAUUAUCCCAGAGACUAGGCAAUGCAUCCUCAGAGUAUUCCGCAGUCAGUGUGCCUCAAUGGACACCUCCUCCCUCCCACCCUCCCCUCUCUCACUUUGACCUCAACCACGACUUUCUCCUCCUCAACAUCGCCACGACGACCGAUGUACACUACCACACCCACAGUUACGCCAGUUUCGACACCAAUUUCAAUCUCCAGUUGUUUGUGGGCGGAGCCAGAACCCUUGUCGAUUCAGAUAUCUCCGUCGUUAGGAAACACAAUCCGCCUGGCGAUGAACCUCGUUUGCAUAACAACGUGACUACCGUGGCAACGCCCGAUGUGGACUGUAUUGCCGUGUCGCUACACGAUUCUGUUGCACCCCUCUUUGAUUACCCCGGCCCCUACCUGUUAGAGCACUAUCUACGAAUGAAGUCCCCGGACCUAUUCCCGAGCGCCCGUUCCCCCCAUACACCCAGUCCUCAUGAUAGACCAUUAUGUCAACCUUGGACCUUCCACCCACAUCUCCUUCUUCCCCUCCUCCCAACUCCAUGGCGACGACAAACAACAUCAAGACCACACCCCUCUGCCGGAGGUCAAAUUUGGUGGGCUCGUACUCUACCUCUGCGAGGGUCGCGUCUCCAGGCAACAGCUGCAACGACUCCAUUUUGUGGACGGAGCCUGUCUGUGUCUGGUGACAGAAAGUUCAGGGUCCCUGGUGAGGGAAUUGGGGCGACUGGAUCUGGAGGACAGAUGGAAUUCAGACUGAGGGAUGAGUACAAGACUGCCUGCUACGACUCACCCUCCUCCAAACCUCUCUUCUUUCUCAUUGGUCACUUCGACCAUGAUGUCACCACUCUAGCCUCUCAUUGGUCACUUCAGAAUAUGAAGUCACCACUCUAGCCUCUCAUUGGUCACUUUGGACUAUGAUCUCAUCACUUUUCUUUCUUAUCGUCAGACUGUGAUGUCAUAGUUCUUUGGUCAGUUGGGACUAUAAUGUCAUCACUCACUAGCUUCUCAUUGGUCGGUUUUGACAGCCAUGAUGUAAUCAUGAUGUCAUGA